UUACUCGUUCCUUUUGCAGGUCCCAAAUGGACUGCCCGCAACGUCAAGGAUCCUCUGCCGCCAUUCGCCAUUGUCGCCGGCUACGAUUCUAACAGGGAUCCCAUCUAUGUGGCUCGCGCCAGUCACAAUGGCGAAAUGCUGCCUGCCAAGUUCAUUCCCAAUAAGAAACAGGCCUACGUCUCCUGGGGCGGUGAGGAGAUCAACAAGCACGAUUUUGAGAUCCUGACCGGUCAGGGGCACAGCUGGGUCCCCACCAGGGGCGGUAAGGUGCCACCCGGUGCUCUGCGCGCCGGCCAAACCUCCGAUGGCGAGACACUGUAUGUGGGACGCGCCUUCUUUGCCGGCAGUCUGACGCCCGGCAAGGUGCAUCCCUCCCAUGGCUGUCUGUACAUUCCGUAUGGCGGAGCUGAGAAGCGUCUGGAGGAUUAUGAGGUGCUCGCGAUACCAUAAAAAUGAACAGCAAUA
Molecule: messenger RNA, 465 nt
Organism: Drosophila albomicans
Lineage: Eukaryota; Metazoa; Arthropoda; Insecta; Diptera; Drosophilidae
Exons: 1
Source: RefSeq, a predicted model, not a curated record